GGGUUUCAGUAUUCCACGCGUGGUUGUCUGGUUAGGAUUGUUGGGAAGUUUGUGGCAGAGCGAGAAUUGUUGUACAUUGAAAACAGAUAGCAGGCAUGCGACCGUACUAUGAGGAUCCAUGUGGCUGUCCUCCUCGUCAUCACCAUGGUCGUCCAAAUAUCGAAAUUGAUGUGGUUCCCAAUUGGGGUGGCGCAUACUAUCCGCCAGCGACUCCGGCUCGGACCGAGGUUGUCUACGUAACGCCAGGCGGUGGUGGCUCCUACAUGCCCGCCCAAGUGGCUGGCCCGCAGUUGAUGAUGCCACAGCCAUAUGGAGGCAUGACCAUGGGCUCCGCGGGCUACUAUCAGCAACAGCAGGGCUAUGAAUAUCAGUAUCAGCAGCAGCAAUAUCAACAACAUAAUCCAUAUCCACAAUAUCAGCAAUGGUAGAGAGGAAACGAAGAAAAACUCUGCGACUAAUGGAGAACUCUGGCAUCAAGGGAGAAUCUGGCGCAACAGCAGUCUUUGGAUUAUCUAGAAUCUAUCGAGAAAUUAUGUGAAUUAAACUCAAAUGUUUUAAGCGUUCAAUAAAAAGUAUUUCCUACAAAGUGUAAACACGCAAACGAUAACAAGAAGUUCUCUUUGACAUUUGGGAACUGUCAGCAAAAGAACCCAUAGAAUA
This is a messenger RNA of Drosophila subobscura, 660 nucleotides long. RefSeq lists its product as uncharacterized. The record is from RefSeq and is a predicted model, not a curated record. The transcript has a single exon. Lineage: Eukaryota; Metazoa; Arthropoda; Insecta; Diptera; Drosophilidae. The coding region runs from base 96 to 428 and encodes 110 amino acids.